This is a messenger RNA of Camellia sinensis, 1519 nucleotides long. NCBI's taxonomy places the organism in Eukaryota, Viridiplantae, Streptophyta, Magnoliopsida, Ericales, Theaceae. The record is from RefSeq and is a predicted model, not a curated record.
AUGGUGAUUGUGGUGGCAACUCACAGCAGCGGUGUUAAUGGAGUGGAAGUCAUGGUGGUGGUCUACUGGCAAUGGUGUGGUGUGGCGAAGAUGUUAGCAAUAUUUUUCUAUACAAUUUCACCCUCUGAAUAUUGCAUUUAUCUUAUCCUGGAUAUGACAUUUUGUCCUUUGACUAAGAAGUUUUUCCUGACAGCUCAUGAUUUUCAUAAGGACACUGGUUCUCCUGUGGGUGCGUUAGUUUCUCAAGAUGUUAACAGGUCUGAUGACUUGAAGCAGCUUUAUCCAGAGCCAUCACAAUGUACGUGUUAUGUCCUGGAAGAUGUUUCUCUCAGUGAGCUUGGGAACGGUCAGACUGAAUUUCUACAUAUUCAAGAUGAUAAAAAAUUGGCAUUAAGCUCCAAUUUAGUUCAACCUGCCGACAAGACUGAUAACUUCAAUGUGGAGAAGGAAGAUAAAUGCAAAGAUCUAGAUCAAACUGAACCAACCACUGUAACUUCUGAGAAAUUUUUUCCCAAAUGUGCAACAUUUGCAUGCUCUGGUAAGAAAGCAUCCCUUGCUGUGUCUGCAAAUGUGGAAGAUGACAUAAAUGCUGCAGUAUUGGAGAAAAAUGGCCAUGAAUCUGUUAAUCCUACAUGCCCUCAAUCCAUAUCCUUGCGUACUCCUUCAAAGCUAGUAUCUGCCAUGAAGGGUAGCCGUGAGAAACAGGGGAUGACACCUCCAGAGAAACUGACCGUCAGAUGGGUGCCUGAUGUGUAUGAUCCUCCUCCAUCAAUAUCUACAUCCACAUCUGGGAAGAUCAAGAAACCACGGCCCAAGAGUGAAAGUAAGAGGUAUUAUGAUUAUAAGAACGGAAAGAACAAGUAGAAGGGCAAACCUUCUAAAGGGAGCAGCAGUAAGGACAAGAAACACGUUUGAAAACACGGUGGGAGUUUUAACAAGUAUUACCAAACGUUAGACAAUGAUGACAGAAUGGUCGACUAUAAUGAGCCUUGCGGUGAAUCGGGGGGUUUUGGUGUUGGUAGCCCAAACUCAUAUUGUGGGAGCAGUUUCCUUAAGAAAUCUGUCAGAGAGUUGCAUUUCUCCAUUGCAGAGGCUACAUGAGCCUUAUCUUCAAUCACCACCGAGUAGGCCUUUCUUCUCAUUCAUGGUGUUAAUAAAUAAAGUACUGUUUUAGGGUCUUGUUAACUGUAGUUAUAGUACUUCGGAAACUUUUGACAAUUUUCUUCUGCAGUGCUGCUAUUGGUAAAUCUGCAUUAACAUCCUCACAAACUUCAGGUUUUGUCCAUAGAUGAGUUUUUACAAUCUAAGCUGCCCUUUCUUUUUUCCUGGUUUAAAGGAAAUUGUCGUGCUCUUGUUCUUCAUCGAUUCUAGUCGGUGGGUGUUCCUGGUUUAUGUUAUUUCGUGUGUGGUUGGUGUUGGAAUUUUGACCACAGUUUAUUAUAAACCAUUUUCCUGCCCCUGUUCGGCCAGUGGGAAAAGUUCUCUAUUGGGAAAGCUGGAACUGUAUUGGGUUAUAUAA